Messenger RNA from Sclerotinia sclerotiorum 1980 UF-70, 1866 nucleotides. RefSeq lists its product with no specific name. Lineage: Eukaryota; Fungi; Ascomycota; Leotiomycetes; Helotiales; Sclerotiniaceae. The record is from RefSeq and is a predicted model, not a curated record. The transcript has a single exon. Bases 1 to 1866 code for a protein of 621 amino acids. Gene Ontology annotation, cellular component: TORC1 complex; fungal-type vacuole membrane.
AUGCCCCCUCAAGUUUCUUCGGAUAAUGCCCCCCAAUCGCAAUCACAAUCACAACAAUCCCAAUCGCAAACGCAAUUACGGCCCAAUCUGGCGGCCCGUCACCGAUCUACAUCUUCGAUCACUAGCCACCAAACUGAUAGUCCAGCGGGUACGCCUCCAACUUCAGGUACGACUGCUACACAACAUAAAGAACACAAAGUGAAGGGCGAACGAAAACACCUAGUUGGCAAAUACGGGCGUGUGAGCAGUAAUAAGGCGCUGCAUAAAUUGUCACGCCAAACGAGUACUCACAAUAACAAUCAUCAUAAUCAUACUACAAGUAACGACAAUCUCAAGCAAUUUGAAGCUCCUUGGGAUAGACCACAUAAUUCCAGCACGAAUCUCAAUCGUCAAAAGAACCAUUCGCAGACGGCUUUGAAACGUAAUCGCAGCUCGGCAGAUGUACAGCACACUCCGGGAUCGACGAGAAGACCCAAGAGUUCCGAUGGUAAAAAGAGACCAAAUAGUGUACAUUUCGAGUUGGGUAUAGGCACGCCGGGAAAGGUAGAGGUCGAAGAGGAUAACGAAGAGGGCUGGGAAGAAGCAAGCUCGAAUGCAAGUCCAGCUUUAAGUCGCAGUGCAAACACAUCUGGCAAACCAUCCGCUGUAAAUUCUGCCGUCAGUUCGCGACAUCAUUCACCUCUUUCAUCACCAAAAUCGAAAAAAACAUUUGCAAGGGAAUCCGUAAGAGAUUUUGCAAAGGAAAGUUCGGCUGAUAAUUUUGAUGGGAAUGGUAAUGUGAAGAAAAGUACCACGAAGGAUAGGGAUAGUGAUUCUAGCGCAGACGCAAAAGUUAUCACGGAGAAAUUACUACAACGAACACCGUCACAUAUGGCCUCCGAAACAAGAAUGAGUAUGGCGACUGCUAAACCGACACCGAAGGUGGCUCAUACACCGUCUAGUAGCAUGGACCGAGCUUCGACCAUGGUGAAGAGUAUGGGUGCGAGUACUGCUUCCGGAAAUCAGGAAUUAAUAUCGAGAUUUGUAGGGGAUGCUGGGACGCCUGGUGAAAAUAGCCCCAAGUUUCCUCCGCCGGAUCAUGGUAGAGAGUCUAGGACGAGUGCUGCGAAUAGGGGUGGGGCGGAAAAGAAUGCAAAUGGCGGUAAUGGAGAAAUGGCAAGAGCGAAAUCGAUGGGAAGUUUAACGAGGCAUGAUGUUGAUGAUGAAGAGGAAUCAGCUCUAUUACCUAGAAGUCGGAAGGGUUCUACGAGUGGAAAUAGCGGGCCGCCUAAUGCGUAUAAUUCGCGUACUCAGCAGAAACUAUGGCUACAACGAGCAUCGUCAAAUAUUGAACCGCAGAGAGAGGGAUUGGGUGCAUUGUCGUUAUUGAAUGGAGGUAUAGGAAUGGGUAAUCAUGGCGGAGGAAGCAGUGUGGGAUAUGGUCCUGGGAUGGGGAUGGGGAUCGGUGGCGGUAUGGGUGGUUAUCCAAUGGGGGGAGAUGGGAAAGGAGACCCAAGAAUUAAAUUACAGCUUGAGAGGACGGGUUUAGAAUACUUGGUUGUAAGACGUCAUCAGGAUCCCGUUGGACGCGGUGUUAAGAGAUUGGAAAAAAUGGGAGUGCUUGGGCAUGGGGGUAAGAAUAUUCAUGGAAAUGGAUAUGCACAUAGUAAGGGUUCGAGUGCGAAUGUGAGUCGGGCUGGUAGUCUGAGGGAAAGAAAUGGAAAUGCAAGAAAAGGAGCAGGACAAAGUUUUGAAGGGGAGGAUAGAGAGAGAGGUAGUGACACUGAUAGGGAUGGAGGUGGUAGUGGAUUAGACGAGGAAAAUGUCGCGACUCUUUUGAGGAGUUUGUGGGAAAAAAGUUUUGAAGGAAGUGGAAGUGCUGAUUAG